Clunio marinus is the source of this 225-nucleotide messenger RNA. The record is from the annotation of a GenBank genome assembly. Lineage: Eukaryota; Metazoa; Arthropoda; Insecta; Diptera; Chironomidae.
AUGAAAUUACCUAAUCAAUUUUAUGUCUUGGCGCCGGGUUUAAUGAGAAAUGUAAACAUAAAUACAGAAGUUCCUGCUUUUUUUGACACUAAAGAAAUUUUUAUAAGCAAUGAAACUAAACAAAUUAACAAAUCAGCAAAUCCUGAAAUCUCAAGCUUAAAUUUUAUCUGCAUUGAUAUACAAGGGAAAAGUGUUCUGAUUGCUUUAAAGAGCAAAGGUUUUUAG